Molecule: messenger RNA, 2809 nt
Organism: Hypoxylon trugodes
Lineage: Eukaryota; Fungi; Ascomycota; Sordariomycetes; Xylariales; Hypoxylaceae
Product: ERCC4 domain-containing protein
Exons: 1
Coding region: 298-2418 (706 amino acids)
Biological process (GO): replication fork processing; resolution of meiotic recombination intermediates; double-strand break repair
Cellular component (GO): Holliday junction resolvase complex; nucleus
Molecular function (GO): DNA binding; nuclease activity
Source: RefSeq, a predicted model, not a curated record
UAUUUAUUAGUAUAUAAGGUAGUAUGUGAAAAAGCGAGCUUUAGUAAGCUUUGUGUCACGUGAACCGCGUCAUACACGCGCUUUGCUUUUUCUUGAUUACUACGCGUGACACGGCUCAAACAAGCCACCAAUUUGCCAAUUCAUCACACCAAAUGCGAUAUUUUCAGGAGUGAUUCUGCUCAUAACAAUUGCUGUCUUAACCCUUACCCCUUGCUUCAUCUAACUAGCUUGAAAUGCAAAUGUCUCAAGGAUUCUUGGAUACGAAAAGCAUCAUAUUACCAUUCGAAUCAUGUCAACAUGCCGACUGAAGUGAUAGAUCUAUUAUCAUCCAGCCCCGCUGCUCCCCCCCCACCCACCUUCUCGUCUACACGAACUCAUACAGCCCCUUCUAGGGCGCUCGACUACGGCGCCCUCGAUGAGACUGUAAAGCCAUCAUCAAAGGCAGCUCUAUCAAGUAGGGUACCCAAUAAGCCGCUCACUACCGCAAAGCGGACAAACAGCACUUACACGCAACAACAUAAUGAUUUCUUAUUUCUGUCGGAUGAUUUCGACACAACCGGGGAUCUUGACGGGAAUGUCGCAAAGAAAGCCAAAAUUUCCACGUCUUCAGUGGGUAUCAAGAAGAGACAAGAUAAUGGUUUCAAACGAAUAGUAUCGGCAGCAGUUGUCUCCGAGAACCGAGAAAAUAUUUCGCCAACUACAUUGAAACGGUGCAAUUCGAUAGUCGAUCCAAUUGAACAUAGUAGUUCUCCCUAUCAAUUCCCCCCAAGUAAAGCGGUGAAUAGACCAACCGAUUAUUCAGAUCCGUUCAAGAGCUCGCCAAAGAAACCAGCAAGAAACACUAAGUCGUCGCUACUGGGUUCAGCAAGCGAUCCUUUCAACAGUUCCCCUAUACGAGAAAUCGAGGGUCACAAGCCACCUACGCAUUCCAAAUCCAAGUAUCAUACGCUUGAUGAUCCUUUCGAUUCUCCGAAGGGCAAAAAAGCGACGAAAUUACCGAUAGUGAUAGACCUCUCGGACGACGAUGAAAACCUAUUAAGGAAAUUCCAACCCAAAAAAUCCAAACAAAAUGGAGCCUGGGAUCCGAUAUCAAGUUCAAUGCCAGAAACUCGAACGGGAAGCAACACCCUUGGAGGCCUUGAUUCUGACGAUCUACCAGACUUGGGCGAUAUCGAUUUCUCGAGGUUCCAAUCUAGAGGUUCCUUUAGCUUGUCGCCUUCUCCGCCACCGAAGAAAUCCAAGGCGACAACGAAAAGUGCCGCAACCAAGAAGCCAGUAGAACCGAAGAAAACCAACGAAGAAAAAGAAGAGGAAAAGAGGAGAAAGGCAGAAGCUCGCGAAGCCGAAAAGAAACGUAAGCUAGUUGAGAAAGAGCAGGUGAAAGAACAGUGCGCAAUCGAAAAACAGAAGGAAAAGGCGCUCGCCGAAGUCAACAAGCUCAAAACCGACAGAAAGGUAGCUGCACCUGAGAUGGUAGUGGACCUACCCAAUACCCUGAGCGUCACCAUCAAAACCCAAGUCGAGAAGCUACUCGCCGACAUGGAUGUUCAGUUCGAAUACCAGGACAACCGAGUCGACGACGUAGUAAAGUGGCGGCGAAAGGUUACUUCCGAGUACAAUGACGGACUCGGACAUUGGGAACCAGUCCCAAUGCGCAUCCAAGCCGAGGAACACGUCAUGGUCCUAGUCCAAGCCGCCGAUUUCGUAAAACUUGUCCUCGGCUCCGAGGGUCAAGAUCUAGAAGCACAUAUCCUAAAAAUGAAAACCUCCUUCUCGAACAACACCCUCAUAUACCUAAUCGAGGGCCUCACGCCGUGGCUACGGAAGAAUAAGAACGCGCUUAACCGGCGCUUCGUAUCCGCCGUACGCUCACUCGAUCCGAACCCGGACUCAGCCCCAUCCAGUCAAUCCCAAUCACGCCGUCGGAAUAACGCAGCGCAGCAGGAAUAUAUUGACGAAGAUAUAAUCGAAGACGCACUCCUCUCCCUGCAAGUAAUCCACGGCGCGCUAAUCCACCACACCAACGCCGCAAUCGAGACCGCCCAAUGGGUCGCCGCAUUCACCCAACACAUAUCAACAAUCCCCUACCGUCGCGCGCGCGACGCCGCCGCAGACGCAGGGUUCUGUAUGGAAGCAGGUCAAGUACGAACAGGUGAAGAUGCGCGUGAUACAUAUGUCCGGAUGUUACAGGAAGUGACCCGCGUCACAGCCCCCAUUGCUUACGGUAUAGCCGCGCGCUACGGUACCGUAGCCGAAUUAGUGUGCGGUCUCGAGGAACGAGGCCCGCUUGCGUUGGAGGAUUGUAGGAAGUGUGCGAAUCGCGAUGGUGCAUUUACGGAUCGUGUUGUUGGUCCGGCUAUUAGUAAGAGGAUUUAUAAGAUUUUUACUAGUCGGGAUCCUGGGAGUAUGGAUGUUUAGGGGCAUCGAAGGGUGCUACUGGGCUCAGUGGGGUAGAAUGGUACGGAGUUCUGAGCAUACGAUGGUUUGGCGCAUUCUGGUAAUGAACGACCAUUGGGUUUACGUGACACGAUGCAUUUGUAUAGAUAUACGCCGCUUGAAAGUACAUGGUGUUUUUACAGAUGAAUCAGCAAACGAUUGUUUUCGAUGUUUCGAGUAAACGCAUCCACCGCAGUGCUAAGUUCGUGGCAUAACGGCUAAAUCAGCAGGAUGUCACAUCACAGCGAUUCCUGCAUUGAGACAGAUAUCACUUGCAUUGCGCUCGUACAUCUUAGAUGAGUUCAUGGUAUGUUUUGAUUUUAGGUAUCUCAGGUUUUUUUAUAUACAUGUAAAUCGGGCACACUUUGUGUUA